AUGAAUGUUAAUACCUUCUUGCACUUUUUGAUUAUCUUUGCCAUCGCUGCUUUAGCGAGACCAAUUGAUCAUAGCCUUGAAAGCUUUGCUCCUGGUUGCGGCCUCUGUUAUUAUCAUGAUC
Molecule: messenger RNA, 121 nt
Organism: Racocetra persica
Lineage: Eukaryota; Fungi; Glomeromycota; Glomeromycetes; Diversisporales; Gigasporaceae
Source: the annotation of a GenBank genome assembly